Messenger RNA from Closterium sp. Yama58-4, 2013 nucleotides. The record is from the annotation of a GenBank genome assembly. Lineage: Eukaryota; Viridiplantae; Streptophyta; Zygnematophyceae; Desmidiales; Closteriaceae.
AUGGCGGGCAUGUGGUAUUCGGACGAGGGCGUGCGCGAUUUCAAGCGCAUCAGCACCUCCAACGACCUCUGCUCGCUCUUCCCCGACGCCCUCGCCGACCAGCAGGACCACGCCUGGCGCUCCCUCUCGCCCCGAGAGGCACAGGCUGCCACGGACAGAGAGGCCACUGUGGGGCGCGACGUGGUGCGGUUGAGAGGGGUGGAGGAGGGGGAAGGGGGCGUGGGGGGAGUGGAUGGGCGGAAGGGGGGUGUGGGAGGGGGGAGGAAGGGGAGUGGGGUGGGGAAGGAGAGGUAUGGUGGGAGGGUGGAGCGGAGGGAGGAGGAGGAGGAGGGGGAUUGGAGGGACAGCGGUCGAGUGGGGUAUUCAGCCGACGAGGGGGAGGAGGGAGAAGAGAGGGGGACCUACAUGGGCAAGCGGCGACGCCUCCUAUCCGCAUCCGAGCACCAAACCGCCAAACCCCACAACCCUGUCCCCUCCCACUCUAAAACCAAGCCUUCAUCCACCCAAUCACCACCAGCCACACCCCAGCAGCAGCAACAACAGACUGCAUUACCCAUACCCAUGGCGUUGUGGGGGUUUGAGAACGCGGCGCCGGGGUUCACGGACGAGUUUGACGAGGAGCUGCACGACAUCACCGACAUCAAGCGCCGUGAGAACCGCGUGUACGGCCGCUUCGAGAGCCCCCACGCUGUCACACGCUACCUCAACCUCAGCGAUGCUGAGAGUAGAGCGCGGCUGGCAAAGGGGCCGCUGGGAGGGCGCGUGGAGAAGGUGGGGUAUGUGCCGCGGCAUGGUACCUACAUGGGGGACUUCGGGGAGGCUGUGGUGCCGCUCAUGCAGGCUGCUGUGCACCUGGUGCGAGCGCCACCGUCAGACCCAUCCAAGGACACGAGGGGGGAGGGGCGCGUGGUGUUCUUCCCGGGGGAGCGCGAGGUGCGCAGCGCGUGGACGGCUGACAUGGCUCACAUCCUCUUCGGCCCCAAGGCUCAGCUGCUGCUGGGGCACUCGCCCGGGCUCAAGGUGAGAGGCACGCAUGCUCCCAGGCACAAGGUGUGUUUCCGCAAUGCGCUCUUCCCGCUGAACCGCCUGCACACGCCGCAGGCAGCGGACACGCUGAGACAGUGGGCGCUGCUGGGGGCGGGCGGGCGUGGCAAGGGCAAGGGCAAGGGCAAGAAAGGCAGCCAGUCGGGUGUGGUUCGCGUCAAAGUGCUGCGCACCAGCCGCAGCUUGCCGCCCCUGCAACCCGCCCCUGGCUCCCAGGUGGGUGGCAAGAGGAGUGGCGAGAGGGGUGAUGAGGGAGGACAGGACGUGAUGGAGAAAGUAGAAGGUGUUGGGAAGGCAGCAAGAUUACGUGUGCUGGAGCGAGAGAGAGAGGGCAGUGGGCACAUCCCAUCAACCCGCUCUCCCACUAUCUCUUCCUUUCUUUUCCACUCUCCUCCCAUCCCUGUUGCCCCUUUUCAGGUGCCCCCUGCCCCGCGGCGCAUGCGCUGGCAGGUGACGGUGCUUGAGCGCGAGCGGGGCCGGUCGGUGAUGAACGGGCAGGAGGUGGCGCGCGUGGCGCACGCGCUCUUCCCCGAGAUGCCGCUGCUCAUCGCCCGGGUUGGCAAGGCGUCUGCCUUCGACCAUGCUCUGCUGCUCAAGAACACCCUAGUGCUGAUAUCACUGCAUGGCACGCCACUCACCACGGCGCUGUUCAUGCCGCGGGGCUCAGUGGUGGUGGAGCUGUUCCCCUACAAGUUCCUCAGCACGCUCUACAAGAAGAUCGCCAUGCGCUCCGGCGUGCACUACCUCGGAUGGCGCAACAUCCACGACAUCAGCGCGUUUUUUCGCAACUCCUGCAUGAAGGACGGGGGGUUCACCCAUCUGCCCGAGGAGCAGUGCUGGAACAUUCACGAGUGCGUGGCGUGUGCGCGUGAUCAGAGUAUUACCAGAGUAGACCGGAGGGAGUUCAAGGAGGUGAUGGCCAAUGCAAGAAUGCUCGUCAGAACGCUGGUGUACAAUAAUACAGUGUAG